Messenger RNA from Aureobasidium vineae, 387 nucleotides. The record is from the annotation of a GenBank genome assembly. Lineage: Eukaryota; Fungi; Ascomycota; Dothideomycetes; Dothideales; Saccotheciaceae.
CGUUCAAGAAUGAGUCACUCAUCGCCACUACCGAGUCGGCUCUGCGCCAUCAGCCAGCUCUCUACGCUGCGUCCAGGCGACAAAGUUCGCUUCCUNGGGAUGUAUCAAAGUGUAAAUCAAUACCAUGAAUCUGCUGCUUUGCUAUCCCUCUUCCACAACUUCUCUUCUUCUCAAAACCAACAGACUACCCAAGUCGACAUCAGCCAAUUACUCGAUACCAUCGACCACCAAGAUCUCCAGAUCGGGGCCUGGCUCAACGUGAUUGGAUAUGUCACUCCGGCUACGUCCAAGUCUCGGUCCAAAAUCCAAGCCAUCAUCGUUUGGUCUGCUGGUGCUAUCAAUCUGCAACAGUAUGAGAAUGCUCUUAUCUCGAGACAAACAACCUGA